Diabrotica balteata is the source of this 1669-nucleotide messenger RNA. The record is from the annotation of a GenBank genome assembly. NCBI's taxonomy places the organism in Eukaryota, Metazoa, Arthropoda, Insecta, Coleoptera, Chrysomelidae.
AACUCGCAAAUGUUUCACACAGUUGGUCUAACCGUAAAAAACAGAAUGAGCGAAGCCAAAAAGUUAUAUGAAUCUUUAAGUUUGGUGGGUUCUGUCUCUCUAGCUGUAUCAUUGCCAUGGAUCAUAUUUAGAAUAUGCAGAGCUUUGUACUUACAAAAGGGCCUAAAUGAGUUAUUUGGAAAGGUGGUGGUUAUUACUGGCGCAAGUUCAGGAUUAGGAGAAGCUCUAGCCCAUGAAUUUUACAAAAAAGGGUGCCAAGUAGUAUUAUGUGCAAGGAGAAGACAAGAAUUAGAAAGGGUUAGAACCGAUUUGUUACAUUCACAUAGUACUGUACAAACACAUCCUCCUAUUAUCAUCCCUCUUGACUUAGCAGAUAUUGAUAACUUACUAGAACAAGUAAAGAAAAUAUUAUCAAUCACAGGAAAAAUAGACAUACUAAUUAAUAAUGGUGGAGUAUCUCAUAGAGGUAAUGUACUGUCAACCAAUGUUGAUGUUGAUAUGAAGAUCAUGAUGGUUAAUUAUUUUGGCACUAUUGCUUUAACAAAAGCGGUUCUCUUGGACAUGGAGAAAAGAAAAGAUGGACAAAUUGUUUUCGUUAGUUCUGUGCAAGGUUUAAUAGCUCUUCCUGAAAGAUCUGCCUAUAGCGCUUCAAAGCAUGCAUUACAAGCUUUCAGUGACAGUUUAAGAGCAGAAAUGACAGCCAGUAAUAUUUCUGUAACCGUUGUUAGCCCUGGGUACAUCAAAACUAACCUGUCAUUGAAUGCUUUAACAGGAUCUGGGGCGAGUCAUGGAGAAAUGGACAGCAAUACUGAGAACGGAUAUUCUCCUGAAUAUGUUGCAAAAACGAUUUUAAAAGCAGUAGCUGAAAAGAAGAAGGAAAUUGUAGUUUCAUCACUGCUUCCCCGGGUAGCGAUAUUUCUGAGAAAAUUUUUACCUUCAGUGUUUUUCCUAGUCAUGGCCAAAAGGGCGAAAAAGUCUAGUUUAAAACAAUAGUUUGAUAUUCUAAGUAACAUCUGUAAGCAGCAAUUGAAAUUUGAGUAGGUAUUUAUUAAAUUUGGGUAGGUAUUUUUAAGAGUAAUACAAAUUGAUUUUCAUUUACCAUCAGUAUCAUCACAUUUGGAUUAUGUUAUUGUUUAAGUCAAGUUUCAUGACAAUAUUUUUUAUUUUUAAAAAAAUUGCAUGAUAUUGGACAAGAAGAUAUUACAUUGUUCCUUAAUAUUGCAAAUAAUGUGAAAUAUUUUGUGAUAUACUGUUAAAGACUGUUUUAGGCACUUUGUGCUUAUGACAUAAUGCUGACAGUUUAUAACUAUUUUUUGAACUAUUUAGAGUGGUAGAAGAUUUUAUUAAUUAUAUUUUUGUGUCUGCUAUAUUUAUUUAAAAAUUGUUUUAUGUAAAUGUUAUUUGUAAAAAAAAUACACUAGAUAAAUAAAGGAUAGAUAAACACUCUCGCAAACUAACUAUUAUAGUUAAAACUGAUUCACUGAGUACUUUGUUUAUUAUAGUUAAAAGUGGUAUACAUGUAUAAAUACCUGUUACUUUUUAGAAGUAGUAGAUGUAAGAAAUAGUUUCACAAAUGUUAGAUUUUAUAUUUUCCACUACUAGACCAUAUGUGACUUUUUGUAAUUUUACAUGUCUAAUCUAGUCGUUUUGUCUAUUAAAGGUUUGAUAC